AGAAGGAAAAAUUGAUAUGAAAAAAAGUUUAUUAUAAUACAAACUAGUUAUAUAAGAAAUUAAGCAUAAAAGGAAAGUACAAAACUUCCCAUGUACCAUAUCUCAUAAGCCAAAUAACAGUUUUGAGAUAAAGCCUUGGGUUGCCCAGACGGGUAAACAAAUACAAAAGCCAGAACACAAAUACAAAAACCACAACACAAAUACAAAAACCACAACACAAAUACAAAAACCACAACACAAAUACAAAAGCCACAAGAUAAAUACAAAACCCACAACACAAAUACAAAAACCACAAUACAAAUACAAAAACCACAACACAAAUACAAAAGCCACAAGAUAAAUACAAAACCCACAACACAAAUACAAAAACCACAAUACAAAUACAAAAACCACAACACAAAUACAAAAACCACAAAAUAAAUACAAAAACCACAACACAAAUACAAAAACCACAACAUAAAUACAAAAACCAUUUGCCAUUCAUUUGUGUUGUGGCUUUUGUAUUGGACAUACCUUUAUACUAUAUGGACCUUUAAGUUGUUGUGGCUUACAAGGGGCAACAUUAGCACAGAGCUAGCUGUUAGCCUUUAUUGCUACAUGUUUCUGCUGUGGUUUGGAAGGAAAUAUCUGACUCUCUAAAUUUAAAUCCAGUAUGUUCACUAGCUAGUUGCUAACUUUUUCACCAACACACCAGCUGCUGCUGGAAACAGGGAAGCAUUAAACACUAAAGCUAAUUUCACAUUUAUUAUUUAUAUAAAGGGACGUUGUCAGUUGCAGCUUUAAAUGAAGAAAUAUCCCCAAAUAAAAACCAAAGUUCGAGGGUUUUGCUGAUUUAGAUCGAGAGAUAUUUUGUAUAAUAUCAUGUCAGAUGUUCGGUAUUCAUAUUCAUAUUAUUGUUCAUCUGCCUCAACAAGACCAGAAGUGAAACUUGUUGCCAUCCCAGUGUUUCCCUCCUGGCUGCACUGCUGCUCCUCUAUCAGUCUCUGUGUCUCUAUCUUGAUUUUUCUCCCCCCCUAUCUGACUCCCCCUCUCUGCUGUCUAAUGACAGUCAGCAGGGCUGAUAGGCAGAUAUAUUUAUACUGGUGGCAGGGGGGGAGGAAGAAGUCAUCAACCGAGCCCCGUCCAGCCUCCAGGCUCGGGCAGGCGUGGCUUAGAGGAAACCCUGGCCGAUUAGCCCCUCCCCGAUCAGGGCAUAUCCCUGUGUGCUGUCCCUGGCCCUGCUCAGAGCUCUCAGCUAGAUGGGACCAAAGCUUCACCGCCCCGAAGACUCAUACACUCCCACAUCAGCCCCUGGGGGAGAGAGAGCAGAGCCGAGGAGGCAGCACACGGAGAGCUGAAGGCUGCAGCUGCUGCACACUGACACACAACAGGAGAGAAGACAGAGUGUGUGUGUUAUGUUUUUGCCUCACACCGGUUUUCUCCUCGAGCUGUUGAUGAGGCAGGCUCCGUCCACUCCAUCUCAUCUCAGCCUGGGGUCCAGAGGCGGCCGGGGGGGUCGCAGUGAACGCCACUUCUUCAGCUCGUGUGACUUUAUUUUGCGACUUUUGAACACUGGAACUGUACUGUAAGCAUUAUGACUCUUCUGGGCUCUGAGCACUCCAUACUGAUACGAAGCAAGUUUAGAUCAGUCCUACAGUUAAGACUUCAGCAGAGGAGGACACGAGAGCAGCUGGCAGACCAAGGCAUCAUGCCUCUGAACCACGGUAAGUUCCCGAAGCAGGACGACUCGUAUGCGUUCGAGGAGGACAGCAGCAGCGACGGUCUGUCUCCUGAGCAGCACCACAGUGACGAGUCGCAGGGCUCGGCCUGCCCUUCAUCAGAGGCUGUGGGCAGCACGCCCUCCUCCUCCUCCUCACCUGCCCUCACCAGCCCCCGACAGGGGGGGACAACCAGAGACCCACCUGAUCAAAGCCAGGAUGAAGGACUGUCUGGUGCCAACAACAGCCAGGCCACUCCCCCCAUACCUGUUCCUGCUAUCGUCAAGUCCAAGACGUCGGACAAGAACCGACACAAGAAACCCAAAGAUGUGAAGCCCAAAGUGAAGAAGCUCAAGUACCACCAGUACAUUCCUCCAGACCAGAAGGCGGAGAAGUCCCCUCCGCCCAUGGACUCGGCCUACGCCCGACUGCUGCAGCAGCAGCAGCUGUUCCUGCAGCUGCAGAUCCUCAGCCAGCAGAAACACUCUCACACACACACGCAGACGCAGCCGUCGCAGCAGCACACACACACUCCGCAGACGCAGGCCCAGUCUCAGCAGAGACAGCCCGCCUUCAGCUACCAGCCUCACCCGCCGGCCCACGCCCACAAAGGAUCCGGUGAGCAGAUAUCAGCCUGUGGCUCCUCUGGUCCGUCCAGCUCAGCCAACAGUAACUCCCCCUCUCCGGUCAAGAGUGCGUAUCCCAACCAGAGUAACAUCUCACCGGUCAAACCUGGGCCCCUCCCGGCCAAUCUGGAUGACCUAAAAGUGUCAGAGCUCAGGCAGCACCUGCGUAUCCGCGGCAUGCCUGUGUCAGGUACAAAGACCGCCCUCAUCGAGCGACUCCGGCCCUUUAAAGACUCCAACGCCGGCUCCUCGCCCUCAGGCUCCUCCGACAUCACCACAGUCACCUUCCCUGUCACACCCACAGGGUCCCUGUCCUCCUACCAGUCCCCGUCCUCCUCCAGCGCCCUGUCACAGGGAGGGUACUACCCUUACCCCAGCACCUCCUCCACCCCUCCCAUCUCUCCGGCCUCCUCGGAGCUGUCCCUCAGCGGCUCGCUCCCCGACAGCUUCAGCGACGUGCCCAUGUCCUCGCCCACGCAGUUCGCCCUGCAGCCGUCCCCGGCCCAGCUCAGCAUGGAGGACGGCGUGGUGGGAGGAGGGGGCAACCAGGGCGGUGGAGGACAGAUGGCGGGGGAGGGCGGAGGUAUGGAAGGGCUGGAGGCUGAAAAAGAUAAAAUGUUGGUGGAGAAGCAGAAGGUGAUCGAGGAGCUGACGUGGAAGCUGCACCAGGAGCAGAGACAGGUUGAAGAGCUGAAGAUGCAGCUCCACAAGAGGAAACGCUGCUAUGGAGCAACACAGGACACCGUCCCUCCCCCGUCUCACCCCCCCAUGCGCCACCAGCAGACUCCAGCUAUGAUGGGUCAGCACUUCUUUGGUGUGACCAUCAAGCAGGAGCCCAUGUCCCUGUCCUCCAGCUGCCCCUUGUCCUCUCCCAAGCAGCUCAAGAGCCCCCCUGGCAGCUGCAUGGAGGACAUGGGGCACUGCAACACCUCUGUCUCCACCCUGGGGGGCCCCGUGGGGCCACAGUGCAUGGACGCGGCCCCUUCCUCCGGCAGCCCCUCCGCCAUGCCUGCGUUCCUCAGUCCUCAGUGCUCGCCACAAGACUCUCCCAACGGGAAGUCCUCCAGUAGUCCCCAGCCUUCGUCUCCUAACAACCCCUACCUGCUGUCACCUCCGUUGGGCAGGGACGGCUGCGGUCACCCCCACCCCCCGGGCAGCAGCAGAGCACGCAGCAUGCAGCUCCAGCAGAAGAGUGGAGGUCAGCCUGUGAACUGCUCUUAUCCCUCCGACCAGAGAGGCCUUCAGGGAGUGUUUCCCAGCUCAGCCGACUGUGGCCUGAACCACGGCGGCUCGGCCAAAGCCGAGAACCAGAACAUGCAGCCGAAGAUGUCAGUAUUGCCCUCUCCUCGGCAUGUUGGCCAAAAGAGCCAGGUCUCUCCCCCCGCCUUCAGUAGCUCAGAUUCAGAUGCAUCUGACUUAAGACAGCCCCCAUGCUAUGAGGAUGCAGUGAAGCAGCAACUGACCAGAAGCCAGCAGAUGGAUGAACUGUUGGAUGUUCUCAUAGAGAGCGGAGAGAUGCCAGCUAACGCCAGAGAAGAGAGGGAGAGGUCCUCUGUAACCAAAGUUGUGCCUCACAUUACUGUGUCCCCAGGGUGUCCCGGCCUCCUUAUCCCGAGGUUCCACCGUCACUAUGAACAGCUGUACCCCACCCAGCCCCCUUACGACCACUCGGCCAAUCACAUCGCCGACGGCCACCUGGAGACUCUGCUGGGGAGUCCGAUUGGGCGGGGAGGGGAAGUGGCCCUUCUUAAAAUGGCUACCGAGGAUGGGGGCCUGGAAGACGAAGGGAACAGAGAGGGCGAAGGGUACGGCAGCCCCCACAGCCACCACCGCCAUCCUCACCAUCCGCCGCAGGACAAACUUGUGACCAGCAGAGAUCAGAUGGACACCCCGCUGUCGCCCAUCAGCGCCAAGGCGUCCACCUUCCCCGAGGUGCAGGGGAUGGUCAGCAUGACGUUCAGCGAGACGCCGUGGGAGACGAUGGAGUGGCUGGACCUGAUGCCGCCCAGCUCCGCCACGGCCUUCAGCGUGGCUCCGCCCACUGGCCCCAGCAUCUUCAACACAGAGUUCCUGGAUAUAACAGACAUUAACUUGAACUCUGCUAUGGACCUGCACCUGGAGCACUGGUGAAAGCAGCAUCACCACAAGUGCCAUCCACCGUCACACACCAGCUUUAAAAGCGGACUGCUGAUAUCAGCUCCGCCCACAACCAAAGACCAAUCGAAUUCUUCCUUCAACAGCUUCAGUCCAAGUACCAUUUCCUUCCUGUUAUAAUCCAGUGGGACAUCUGAGGUUUAUUAUAUUUUGACUUAUUUUCUCCACAUGAGUUUCUCAUGUCGUCGUCACCAGAAUCCAAAGACAAGGUGCGUCUUGGCGCCAUCGCACAACCGCCACACGAAUAUGAACAUGGGCGCAUGAAGGAUUUUCUACACAAUGGAAGGACGUGAUUACUGUGCUUUACACCUUAUGCAACAUCAGUGUUAUGCCACCUAGACUUGAAGACACAUUUUGACAAUCAUUGUAAACUUUCUGAGUCUAUGUUUGUAUUACUGGAAAAAAAAAAAAACGAAAGGAAUUACAAGGUGAAUUGGAAAUGCUUAGCGUGGCCAUUUUUGUAAAUAGUAUCAUAACAUGUACUGACAGAGACAAGUUGACGUCUGCAUAUUUUGUCAGUGGUGUGGGAGAGGACACACAGACCACAGAUCAAGUGUUUUAUGUAAUCGACUCCUCAUUUGAUGUAAAUAUGACAAAAAAAUCUCACUGUGCACCUCUAGCUUAAUACACAUUUGUCACAGUUUGCUUCAACUUAGAAUAUGUGUGUACAAGUGGUUGUCAUUCCUUUGAAGGUCCAUUUUUUUUUUUUUAAUACGAGUUUCUUUUCACCAUUUGGCCUCUUUAUCCACAGUAUGGAGAGAAAUGAAUGUCUUAUUGCUUUAAUUGGCGGAUAAACCGUGCCUUAUUUUUAUUAUACGACUUUUAUACCAAUUCCCCCUUUACAAUUUUAUAUGAAUUUACUAUUCCCUCAAAGCUAAUGACAGAUAUGAAUAUAGUAAGCUCCUACAUGAAGUCAGUUUUUCUUUUAAAUCAGACGAAUGUUAAUGAAAAAUGCAUCUUCAUCUCUAUUUUUUAUAAAUUUCACCCUCUGUCUUCAGGCCAAUCACAGUUAUUUAUUUUGUGUUUUUUAUAUUUAUACUUUAUCCUGUAUUUAUACUGGCAUUCCCUCCUAACUGAUUGGAGCUCUGUUUUUGAUUUUAACGGAAAUGAAAACUCCAGUGCCAACAUUUUUUACAUGAAACCAGUUCUCUUAAAAAUGUGAUGCAAAGUGAAGGAACCGCUCUGAAAAGCCAUGCUGUCUGAAAACACUUAAAGAAUCAUGUGAAGUGGAAAUGCCCAUUCUUAGCACUUGUGAAUAGGAAAAUGUAAUAUAUUCAGACCUUUACUGUGAAUACUGCAUAUAACACAACACGACACAAACCCGUAAUGGAGCCAGCCUCGACACACAGUAGUUAGCCAAAUGUGAACGUUUUUAAAAACACCAUUUUUAAAGUUGUAGUUUCGGUCAGUAAUUGUCUGUUUUUCACACAUGUAAAAACUUGAAGGAAUAGUUUCACAUUCUGGGAUUUACACUUAGAGUUAGAUGAGAUCAUUGAUACCGCUCUCAAAUCUGUCCCGCUAAACACAAGGCUACAGCUAGCGGCUAGCCUGUUAGCUUACCUGGCUAACCUAGUAAUAAAAUCUGCUUACUAGCAUCUCUAACAAUGAGCUCUAAAUGUCAUUCACUGUCCUUGGCAACAUGUUGAGCCUUUCCAAGAUAAGCUAACUAGGGUUACAUUGUAACAUAUAAGCUAGCUCUAGUUAGCUUAUCCGUCACUAGCAUCUCUAAAACUCUAAAGCUCACAAAUCAUCAUAUUUAAUACACAAAAGCACAAAUUAUUGUCUUUGUACAAGAAGUGCUGGUAGUUGGUUUUGUUACUAGUUCACUCUUAAUGCUAAACUAAGCUAACAGUCUCCUAGCUACAGCUACAUAUAGAGUGCUGCAGGGAGGACGUAUUUUUGAAGGCUAACCCUGAAGUUAGCAUCACCCUGGUUCCCUCCACAAAAAGCCAAUGGGAGUUUUACAUUGUCUUUGACUCUGCUUAAAGAAGUCAGGACUGGGGUAUUUACUGACGUAUUUUAUGUCUGAGAAUAAAACGUGAAAACGUCUUGAGCUUGUGUUAAACACAGACCUUAUUUCAGCCAUUUAACCAGAGACCUCACAACGAGGGAACCAGAGGUGCUACGAUGCUAACUAACGUCCAGGUUUUAGACUCACUCCUGCACUCUGGCUGCUCAAACUCCUUUUAAUCUAACUCUCGUUAUUUCCCAAAUGUCACACUAUUGCUGAGUGCAUUGGCCAAUAAAUUUCUUGCAUUUACAGUUGUGUCCUCUGUAAACAUGAGUCUCAUUUUUUGUUCUGUUUUGACCAAAUAUUGCUUUGUUUCUGUUACUUAUGAAGUGUUGCACUUAUAAAAUGGUUUUCUAUGGUUAGAUGUCUGCUGUUAACACCCACCCUGAAUAUUGAUAUUCUUUAUUCUCUGUCUUCUGUAAGAAUAUCUACUGGCCUUUAUUUUUAAUUUUAUUUUAUCUGGGUUCAUUUCACAACAAUUUUUCCCUAAUCAAAAGAAAAACACGUGACAGAAGCUUCCAUGUUGCUUGGCCACUGACUUGCUUUACUAUUGUAAAAACAGUAUUUGCCUGCAUCCCUGUAUACUACAGAAAGAAAAGCAAUAAACUUAUCACUGCAAAAUAAAGUCAGUUACCCGUUUUAUUUAUGUCUGAUUCACAAGAAGCACACCGUUCAGGCUCUUCAUCUUUUCCAUGGGAACUUUAUUUGUAAUCCUCGAUAAAGAUACAAUAUAAUAUUCAUUGCCCUUAAUAUUAUCUUAUAAUCUAAUAUGAACAUUCUAGUAAAUUGCAAUUUAUACAACAUGUACCCUGGAGAUUCUUAUUCACCAGCGGUAAGUUAGCUUCCUGGAGACACAUCCCAUGAGAGACGAACAGAUCUGGAGACUGUUUGCACUGAAACAAACUUCUGUUGUGUUUAAUGUGUGUGUGUAUGUGUGUGUGUGUGUGUGUGUGUGUGUGUGUGUGUGUGUGUUUUUCUCAGGGGUUUGCACAAUUUUUCAUCACAGAAAUUAAAUGGAAAGAACAACAGCCGACAGAACUCUCCCACAGAGAGAAUCCCGUCUGGUCGACGAUGCAUGUCCACCAUCUUGGUUGUAAUGUUUCACCCUCCCGAGUAAGCCACAGUUAUUCAGUCAAGUUCGCUGUUAACUGAGUGAGUGACCCUGACAACAGUGACCAUUUUCCAAGAUGGCUGACAACUGUAGAGGCCUAUGUCAUAGGACUUUUAAGUAAAACAUCAAGGGGAGCGCCAAUGAUUUUACAAAUGAACUUCAGUUUACUCAUCACGAUGGGCUCCAAUACGCCUGUUAUUUCUUUUUGUUUUGGAGCUGGUGCCCUACGAAUGGCUGUGUUUUUAAUCUGCCUCUUUGCAACUUCAUUAAAGUACAACACUAACAUUGCCGGAGUGUCCCUUUAGUUGUGGCAGUUCCUUUAAUGUAAUGAAAUAAAAUGCAGGAAAGCCUUUAGGGGAGGGAGAUGACAAAAAUAAAAUAAAAAUCAGCAAUGACAAAGGCUAAAAAUUUAUUUUUUCCACAUUAAAGGUUGAGUAAGUGAUUCUGCAGACAGACCACACCCCUGCCUUCAGUGCUCCUUCAGAAGCUCCACCCCCAAAAUCAUACACAUGCAUCACCAUGGCAACAACACACUAGCGGAAUCCACAGCGUCUUAUACGAAACACAGGACACGCACACAGAUAACAGAAUCCAAAACACACUAGAGUAAAAACUAUUGAAUUUGUUGUUGAGAUUCUUUUUACAAAACUACAGUCCUUAGCUUCUAGCUUACAGCUAAGCAGUAUUACUUUCAACUUUUACAGUUUGCACGUUGUACAAACAUCAUGAUGUAGAGCAAAUGAACCCUAACCCC
This is a messenger RNA of Seriola aureovittata, 8353 nucleotides long. RefSeq names its product myocardin (gene myocd). The record is from RefSeq and is a predicted model, not a curated record. Bases 1574 to 4453 code for a protein of 959 amino acids. Gene Ontology annotation, biological process: smooth muscle cell differentiation; cardiac muscle cell differentiation. The transcript is spliced from 12 exons. Lineage: Eukaryota; Metazoa; Chordata; Actinopteri; Carangiformes; Carangidae.